CUGCGGGGUGUGAGUGAGCGUCUGCUCUCACAGCAGAUGUUGUGGAUGAUUGUUGCGGGAGAUCUCUGACACUUUUCCUGCUGAAGUUACCGACGCUCGGCUGGAAGCUCUCAAGUCUCCCGGAUCAGUUUUGGAGUCGCGUGCAGCGCGCAUCAGCUUGAACACAAGACACGCGAUCUGUUGGACUGCUUUUCUCACAUUUUUUUUAAGUUUGCAUGUAUUUUCCAGGCUUGAUUUUAUUUUUCUGAAUUGCAUUUGGGAUUUUUUUUUAAUUAUUUUUUAGUACUUUGGUGUUGCUCUGAUGUGAUCUGAAAGGAAACGUGCGUAUUGAGCAGAUAUGUUCGUGCGUUAUGGGAGUUUAGCCCUGCAGCCGCUCUCCUGAAGUCCCACAUUUGCAUUUUGGUUAUUAAACUUUUACUGGACAGCAGAGGCUCCAGACGCGCGGAGGGGAUGGCCAGCGAGCGGAAACCGCGGCUUUGUGUCAUGACAAAAGGGGACAACGGGUAUGGAUUUCACCUGCACGGCGAGAAAGGGAAGAGCGGGCAGUUCAUCCGGAAAGUGGAGACCGACUCCCCUGCAGAAGCUUCGGGGCUGCGAGCCGGGGACAGAGUGGUGGCCGUGAACGGAGUGAACGUGGAGAGGGAGACGCACCACCAGGUGGUGCAGCGGAUCAAGGCCCUUGAGAACGAGACCAGGUUGCUGGUCGUCGACCAGGAGACGCAUGAGACCCUGCGGAGCCUGCGCCUCACGGCCACGGAGGAGAUGGCCGUCGUUGGGACGGGGCCUCCUCCCUCCACCUUCCCUCCCCCGGCGCCCUCCCCUCAGGUGCCCACCUCCACCCCGUCGUCCCCCAUCAAGAAGCGCGAGAACGGCUCCGUGUCCAAGCAGCCCACCGGCGUGAGCGGCCAGGUGCAGAAGCCCACCAGGAGGUCACCGUCGAAGGCUGCGAAGAAGGAGGCUGUGGUCCACGCCGAGGCCGACUCCCACCCCCAGACCGACCCGUCGGAGCUCGCCCCCCGCCUGUGCCACCUGGUGAGAUCGGAGACGGGCUACGGCUUCAACCUGCACAGCGAGCGCUCGCGGCCCGGCCAGUACAUCCGCUCCCUCGACCCCGGGUCGCCCGCUGACCACGCUGGGCUCCGACCGCAGGACAGGCUCAUCGAGGUAAACGGUGUGAACAUCGAGGGCAUGCGGCAUGCAGAGGUGGUGGCCUUUAUAAAGAAAGGAGGAGACGAGACCUGGCUGCUGGUUGUGGAUCCAGAGACAGACGAACACUUCAAGAGGAGGGGAGUGAUUCCUACAGUCAACCAUCUCAAAGAUUAUGACGGCCCCUCCAUGUCCAACGGCUCCUCGGGCCCUCAGAUCAACGGCAGCUCCACCACACAGUCCAUCAGGUCCACACACUCAGACCUCAGCAGCCAGGGCAACAGCACACAGCUGGCGGAGGACGAGGGCGGCCGGCUGCUGGACCCGUUCGCUGAGAUGGGUCUGAGUCUGAGCGCCACGGCGGCAGAGGAGAAGAUGAAGGUCCACUCCAAAGAGAAGAAGAAAGCGCCGCAGAUGGACUGGAUGAAGAAAUACGAGCUCUUCAGUAAUUUCUGAGACAAACACUCUUCAGAGACCAAAGGACAAAGUUCUCUGCUUCCUCCUUAGAGGACCCGUUUGUAUUGUGGGAAAACGUCCCUUCAAAUACACAGACCUGUUUUUUUCUCUCUCUCUCUUUCAAAGAAAGAACCAAGAUGACUUGCGCAAGAAAAAUCACUUCUUCCUGGAAAUAAAUAUGACAAGAGGACGAAGCUGUCAGGAGGAUUUGACUUUUGAGCCUCUUCAGACACUAUUUAACCUUUUUCCUUUCACGUACAACACAAAUAAACAGCUGAAUGACUCCACAAACCUUCUGAUCUGCUCAGACGAGCUUAUCAAAGUCGUCACGCGCAUCGUGUCCUGCAGUCAGCGCGGAGCACCGCAGACACGCCUGCGCAAAUUUUUCCAAAGACCCCGUUACUCUUUCCUGUACUCUCUCUACUGCGACAGACUCCUUUCAGCAUCUAUUUUUAUACUGAAUGAUUAUAAACAGCUCUAAAUAACCCGUGUCCCGUCAUGGCGGACGGCGUUUUAAAGAGUUUUAUAGACACUGUGACAUUAACGACUGUGGAUGUUGUGGGAGAUUUUUGGCUCACCAGUCAAAAAAAAAAAAAAAAAAGAAAAAAGAAGAAGAAGAAGCCUAAAGACGGAUCACUGUGAAAGACUGGAGGCCCUCCACCUCCAGCCCAUGCAUCGUCUGUUUACCGAGAUGCUCGUUUUUAGUGGAUCCUUCAUGUAUCUGCUUUUGCAAUGAGUUAAUCAACCGAUCACCAGCUGCGUCAGAUCAGAAGAAGAGAUGUUUUAACAGUCAUGGAAAGAGUGUGAACACUACUUUGAUCCUGCAGAGUGUUUCUCUUCACAC
This is a messenger RNA of Salarias fasciatus (jewelled blenny), 2446 nucleotides long. Its product is annotated as Na(+)/H(+) exchange regulatory cofactor NHE-RF2. Gene Ontology annotation, cellular component: apical plasma membrane. The transcript has 6 exons. Gene Ontology annotation, molecular function: protein-membrane adaptor activity; signaling receptor binding. The coding region runs from base 451 to 1602 and encodes 383 amino acids. NCBI's taxonomy places the organism in Eukaryota, Metazoa, Chordata, Actinopteri, Blenniiformes, Blenniidae. The record is from RefSeq and is a predicted model, not a curated record. Gene Ontology annotation, biological process: protein localization to plasma membrane.